Oppiella nova is the source of this 258-nucleotide messenger RNA. NCBI's taxonomy places the organism in Eukaryota, Metazoa, Arthropoda, Arachnida, Sarcoptiformes, Oppiidae. The record is from the annotation of a GenBank genome assembly.
AUGGAAAAGUUACAAUACGUGCAACAAUUGAAGGGCUUAUUAAACGCGAGACAAUUGUUGGACAAACAGAUCGAGGAAUACGUGAAUGAAUUGCCGGCAAUUGACGCCAAUAUCGCAUUGAAUGGCAAACUAGAGCUCAAUAAUAGGAACUGUUAUAAGAAACUUGUGGACACUUUCAAUGACAACUGCUAUGUGUUUAGCAGGAACACAUACGCUAUAAAUAAGCUUGCGAGCUAUCAACCGGGACACAUGAUAUAG